Messenger RNA from Cylicostephanus goldi, 450 nucleotides. The record is from the annotation of a GenBank genome assembly. NCBI's taxonomy places the organism in Eukaryota, Metazoa, Nematoda, Chromadorea, Rhabditida, Strongylidae.
AUGAAAGUGGCCGAGCAAGUCAUCGACAUGGCGAAAUUCUUGCUACGAUGCUCAUCCGGCGGUCCUCUUAUCAAGCAGCUCUUUGAGCAUAUCAUGUUCAACCCAAAGUUAUGGAUUAAUAGCGAACCUGCGGUCCAGGUUCAUUUAUACAACUAUCUCGCCACUGAUUUUCUGGGAAACACCAACUUCCAUCAUAUCAUCCGACAAGUGGCCACAUUUGGUGAAAUGUGCCAUGCACUGAAGUUCUAUUAUUGGGUAACAGCACCAAAGCCACCAUCUGCAUAUCAGGUAUUGCUGUUGAAGAAAGACCAAGCACGUUUCCAAAUGAGGAUGUUAUUUCUAUUAGGUGUGUUCUCAACCAGUUUACAUGUGUACUUUUUCAAGUUCUCAAUCGGUUUCGGUAUGGAGCAAAAUCCUCAAGAUCUCUUCUUAACCAAUUUUCGUAUGUAA